AACUGCGCAUGCCCAGUGCCGCUGGCGAUUUCAGUUUUUCUGUUGAUGUUUGACUAAUCUGUGUCUACUCUGCUCUUAUUUUCCUUUCAUUUUCUGUUCGUGCUCAGCUGUAGAUUUCUCUGUGAGAUCUUCAUUGGUUUUAAACACUGUGUCCUGUAUCCUGAACAUGACGUCUGAGGACAGUCUCAUGUCUCCUGAAUCGACUGUCACCUCACUGCUGGCCACAUCAGGACAUCUGCGGAGCUCUUUAGUCCCGGAGCCCGUCCCGUCCAUCAGAUACAGAGACAGACAGUACGUGUCAGCGUCAGAGGCGCUGGACGCUUACAUCGCUGAUUUCCAGAGAAGUCUGCAGGAUUCUGAGACAUCGACAGGGAAACUGGAGCUGGCCAAAGAAAUAUCAAAACCUCAUCCAAGAAACAGAGAUGUCUUGAAAACAAGUUUGACUGACAGCGAGCUGAAAUUCCUGAAUAUUCCCAUCAGGAAUAGAGGCUCUGAUCGCCUUAGUGUGACCACUGAUGACCUCAUCGCUCUUCCACCCGACGGAUCGCUCCCCGUGACCCGCACCUCCGCCCUCCUGUCCCAGUCAGGGAGCUUUCCGCUAGGCUUGAGUCUCAACUCGAGCUCCUGGUCUCAAUAUCACUUCAUGCACCGGCCUGCUCCUCACAGAGCUCUGCCCACAGGAAGAACGCCAGCAGGCAGGAAACCCUUCCCUGUGGAUGAUUUACUGAUGGGUGGUUCGCGAUUACAGCGUCAAGCUCCUCCCCCCAAUAUCCUGUUGUCCAAUCGGACGCAUCCACCUGACACGCCCAGAUCUCAUUUUCUCCCUCGCUGGAUGACCAGUCAGAAAUCUGAAAUGGAUUUUUCCGGAAUGUCCAGCGUUCCAGACCUCAUGUACCCGGGAUGGCUUAAACAGUGUGAAGAAUCUUCUGAUGCCCCGUGGCGUGAUCCAGAUCUAUCUGUCAGAGUUCCAUCCUGGGUGGGAGAACUGGACAAAUACAGUGACACUAAAGAGCACAGAGUGGUCAAAGGUCACACAGGGGAUCUGAAUGGCUCGAGUGGUCAAUGCAGUCUGAGGGAACUUCGUUUACAAUUUUCAGAGAAACUUAACACAGCAAAGAGACGAGAGAUCGGACAACUGUUCAAAGGUGAUCAGGUGGCGUCUCUGAUCUUCAGAGCCGAGCAGGUGUUGAACUCUCCUUCUAUCGGUCUCUGUGAUCCAGCAGAGGAACACAACAGCUCUGGGGAUACGGAGGAAGCUCUGGACGCUGACCGCUCCUGGGACAAUCCACCGGUGACAUUUAAAGCUCCAGUGCCAGUGGGCGGCGCUGAUGAGCCACCAGUGCCUGAGGAACUGCAGAGGAGCAAGUCCACAGCUUCCUGUUCAUCCGGAUACAGCAGCAGGAAACAUCCGGGUCCAGUGGAGACUCUCAAACACAUGCUGUUCAGUCUGCAGGCCGUACAAAACGACAUCAACCAAUCAAACACGUCCAGUGACAUCACAGAUACACCUGAACAGCUGCAGAGAGACAUGUUGGAGCAGGUUCCUCAGCUGGAAAAGGAUGAAAAUGUUGCGGCCGCAGACGGCGAGUCAUUACAGAGAGCUCUUCAUCAUCUGCAGAAAUUAAAAACCCUUGUGGAUGACAUGAACAAGAGGAACGCCACAGCAGUCCAUGAUGGGAGACAUUAUACAGAGAAGCCUGCAGAUAAUAUCACAAACAGUGCCAAAAUCAACAAGCAUUUAUGAAUAAAUGAUCCUACAAACACUAUGACAUUAAAGCAGUCUGAUGUAUUUAUUUUUGUACACAUAUGACUGAUUAUUUUUGCUGUAACUCGUGCCUCUUAAUUAAACAUGUUGCCAUAUAUUUGCUAAUUAAAGCAUUACAUGUAUGUUUGGGUGCAAGGUCUGAUUUCUGCUUUACUGUAGGAGAAUCUGUAAAUAAUCCUUUAUACUGUAUCUGUAUGAUAGUAUAAUUGAAUGUUUGCAUUGUUACAAUUACCUGGUUAAAACUGGUUGGACUAACAUGUUUAAUGUAUCUCUGUGAACUUAUAAAGAAAAAUACUUGAAAAUCCGAAAUAGAAGUAAAUAUUUGAUAAACAUCACACUAUCAAAUAAAGCCGUUUUAAGUUCACUCAUCCAUUUUCAUUUGAAAACACCAUCGUUUCCCAAAGAAUGUGGUUAUGGAGAUCAUUUUGGGUGGAUGAAAAUGCUAUUCCAGUGUGAAGGAGAGGCGUAAACGUGGCCUGAGAGUUCACUAACUAAAGUAUCGUGUUACCGUGCUUUUUAACGCAUGUCAGUGGCGUAACCACGGGUGUGCCAGGGUGUGCAAAUGCCCCCCAAAACAUUAGCAUGCACACACAAAUUAAAUGAUGAUUUUUUUAAAUUUAUGCACGCUUUUAAUAGGGGUGCGUUGAUACAUCAGUUCCUGAAUUUAAUGACCGAUUAUAAUGUCCAUAAUAAUACUCAGCGUUACAGAAACCGUCUUAGAUUACACAUGUGCUCUCACAACAGACGCAGAUAGUGUGAGUCUGAGGAAACAAACGUGCACUAUAAACUUUUUGCUACUGAUCUCGACUUUGUCAUUUUUCAUAACUGCGUGCAAAAUAUUCGAGCAAAAUAAAGGAUCUUGACCGCUAUAUUACACAUGCUCUUUAUGUGUUAUAGGCAUACGCCAUUUAGUUGUUAAUUCUGUAAGACGAGACUUAUCUGCCUGUAUUCGUGACAGAUUUCAUUGAUAUUUUAAUUAUUGUUCAGUAGCUAAAUGUUCCCAUUAAAUGAUAUGCAAGUGUCUAUUACACGAUGAUCAACGUAUACUGACCGUUUGGUAGUUUGCAUCAAACCAGGAUGUGUUUUCAUUAAUUUGUAUUGGCUCACUACUUAAUGUAACAUCAGUAUUAUUUUUAGGUCGCAAAAAAUUUUGCCUAUAGGGGGCGCUACAACAAAAAAACGCUCAUAACUCCGCAACCGUAUGAUCAAUGAAGUUGAAAAUUGGUAUGCAUCUUGAAGGGGCCAAAGGCUAACAUAUCCUACAAUAUCAGUCAGACAAAUAAAAAAACAUGGCCGCCAGCAGCCAAUCAAAUUUCAGCAGCAAAUAACAUCAAAUCUGAAUGGCCGACCAUUACGAAACAUGAGAUAUUUGUAGACAGUGUCAGAAUGAGGCUGUGUACCAAAAUCGGCCACAAGGUGGCACUAUAACAAGGACAUUUACAUUUUCACCAAUAACUCUGCAACCUCAAAAUAUUUCUUUUCCUAUAAUUCCUUGCACCAAGACCUACAAAUGUAUAUCUUCAUUAUAUUGCAUUUUAUAAAAUCUUUCCGCUAUUCUAAUUUUCUAAAAAAGCAACUUUUUCUAACUCCUCCUAGGCCGUAUAUCCGAUUCUCACAAAAAUUGGUGUGUGUCUACUAUGAACCCUCAUGACAAAAUGUUCUCAAAGAAAUUUUGAUUCGACGAAGUGUUGCGAAUAUUUAAGCCAACGAAUUGGUCAGGCGUCGUCCAUUUUGUACGUAUUGACCAAUAUCUACCAAACGAAAAGGCCAAAUGUUACGAAACUUGAUACACAUAUACAACAGCACAUUUUGAGUCUGCAUGCAAAAUCGCGAAAACAUUCACAUAUAGGGGGCGCUAUAACUAAAAAAUGCUCAUAACUCCGCAACUGUAUUAUCAAUGAAGUUGAACAUUGGUAUGCUUCUUGUAGGGGCCAAAUGUUAACAUAUUCUUCAAAAUGACUCAGACAAACAAUUAUUGUAUAUUAUCCAAUGUUACUUGCUAUUGUGAACUACAUCUAGGACUCCCUAGGUCAAUAAUUAUCAAAGAAAAGUUUAACUUUAGUUAUUUAUUUAGUUAUUUAGGGGUUGCAUUUAUCAUGUGGAUUUGACCAAGUGUAUCCAAAAGCCUAUAAAUC
Messenger RNA from Myxocyprinus asiaticus (Chinese sucker), 3900 nucleotides. RefSeq names its product chromosome 40 C18orf54 homolog (gene c40h18orf54). The transcript is spliced from 8 exons. The record is from RefSeq and is a predicted model, not a curated record. The coding region runs from base 167 to 1744 and encodes 525 amino acids. NCBI's taxonomy places the organism in Eukaryota, Metazoa, Chordata, Actinopteri, Cypriniformes, Catostomidae.